AUUUUUAACGUAACCGAACAAAAAGCCGAAAAACGUCACUUUUCCUGACAUUUUUGUCCUACAAGGGGUCACAGUUGAGCACUUGGUGAAUAAUUCGCUGAUAAAUCAAAAGAAAAAUGUUUUCGAGAUUAGUGAGACCCACACUGGUUUCCGCCAGGAAUUUCUCCACAUCUAAACAGAACAACUUCAAAGUAGCUGUUGCUGGUGCCUCCGGCGGAAUUGGCCAGCCUCUCUCUUUGCUUCUGAAAGUCAACCCCCUUGUCACUGAGUUGUCCUUGUACGAUAUUGUGCACACCCCUGGAGUGGCUGCCGAUCUUUCUCACAUUGAAACUGUUGGAAAAGUCAAAGGAUACAAUGGGCCCGAAAAUCUUUUGGAGGCUCUCAGAAACGCUGAUGUUAUAAUCAUCCCUGCUGGAGUGCCAAGAAAGCCUGGUAUGACCAGAGAUGAUCUGUUCAACACCAACGCCGGCAUUGUGCGUGAUCUAGCAAAGGCAGCCGCUGAAGUUGCCCCAAAAGCCUUGAUCGGAAUCAUCACAAAUCCCGUAAAUUCCACCGUUCCAAUCGCUUGUGAAGUGUUGAAACAAGCCGGAAAAUUCGACCCCAAAAGGGUGUUUGGCGUGACCAGUCUGGAUAUCGUCAGAGCCAACACUUUCAUUGCUGAAGGCAAAGGACUUAAUCCCAAGGAUGUAAGCAUCCCUGUUAUCGGAGGACAUUCUGGAGUCACCAUUAUUCCUCUAAUAUCCAGGGCUACUCCAUCCGUGAGCUUUCCAGAGGACCAACUUAAAGCUCUGACCACGAGAAUUCAAGAAGCUGGAACCGAGGUGGUGAAAGCCAAAGCUGGCGCUGGCUCCGCCACUCUCUCCAUGGCUUAUGCGGGAGCUCGUUUCGCCAAUUCUCUUCUUAGAGGUUUGAAAGGAGAAUCGAACGUCAUCGAACCUGCUUAUGUGGUUUCUGAUGUCACUGAGUCUGAGUACUUCUCAACGCCCCUUCUUUUGGGCAAAAAUGGUAUCGAGAAGAACUUAGGAUUAGGUAAACUGAGCGACUAUGAGCAACAAUUAUUGAAAGCCGCCAUCCCCGAAUUGAAAAAGAACAUCAAAGCAGGAGUGGACUUUGCUAAAAAGUAAACUUCUCCUACCUCAUAGAAUUACGAUUCAUUAAUCUAAAAGUUUAACUAGUCCCAUUACAGAAUACCGCAAGGGUAGACCAGUUUUAUAGAUCAACUUUUAUAAAAAAAAAAUAUUUCCUUUCCAGGUUCGCUGGCGAGAAGAAGAAGGCAUUUUCUUAUUGAUUUAUUGUUCAUGUGCGUUAUUUAUUUUUAACUAAACAUUUUGUCAUUCAAACCUUUUAGAAUGUUAUGUUGGAUUCACUAAAUAUACUUUAUUCUUAGUUGA
This is a messenger RNA of Dendroctonus ponderosae (mountain pine beetle), 1391 nucleotides long. It is a transcript of the gene Mdh2, whose product is annotated as malate dehydrogenase, mitochondrial. Gene Ontology annotation, cellular component: cytoplasm; mitochondrion. The record is from RefSeq and is a predicted model, not a curated record. The transcript is spliced from 7 exons. Gene Ontology annotation, biological process: carboxylic acid metabolic process; tricarboxylic acid cycle. Gene Ontology annotation, molecular function: L-malate dehydrogenase (NAD+) activity. Lineage: Eukaryota; Metazoa; Arthropoda; Insecta; Coleoptera; Curculionidae. Bases 117 to 1124 code for a protein of 335 amino acids.